AUGACCAAACAAAAACAAAAGCAAACUAACAAUUCAAGUGAUGCAGAUACUAAAACGGAGUCCAGAAGUUCUAAUAAUUCAAAAUCAGAACGUCCACGAACAGUUCAACCUAAAGGUGAUAGUCAUUGGGAAGGAACUUGUUCAUAUUGUGGACAAUUUUAUCCACAUGCUAAACCACAUACCUUAAGAUAUUCUGACGAACCUAUAACAAAUGCUAAUUUACUUUUAGCUAAACAAAAAAAAAUAGCCAAACAAUCUGAAUUAACUAAUUG
Messenger RNA from Dentiscutata heterogama, 272 nucleotides. The record is from the annotation of a GenBank genome assembly. Lineage: Eukaryota; Fungi; Glomeromycota; Glomeromycetes; Diversisporales; Gigasporaceae.